UGCUCAGCCAGAGCUUUCAGUCUGCUGGGUGAGAUCAUUACCAGACACCAGGCUCCCGGACCUGACAUUCACCGAUCGGAAAAGCAGAGAGAGAGACACAGAGAGAGUGAGUGAGUGAAAGAGAGAGGGCGAGAGAACCCUGAUCCGAAGCAACCGGCGAGGGAAAGCGAUCUAAACCACCGUAGCCUGCCUCGGCUCCCCAGUCUCCUGUGCUGACGGCUGAAAGCGCGGUCUUGCCGCUGAUAUUUUCCCGCUGGAUUUGGGCUUGUAGUCGGAUGCGGGCUUGUUUUGACUGCAGUAACAGUCCUACUCCCCCCCUCCUCCCUUACCAACCGAGUAGCGGAUUUGCUAGGGAUCUCAGCGCGGUGCAGAUCCCCGAGUGAACCAGCGAUCCUGCAAGGCAUCGGAGACGCACUCUCCACCACACGAGUCAAUCCGCAAGAGCUUCUAAAGAUCUUAUUUCUGUGAGGAAUUGGACAGAAGCGCCAAGUUUCCGAUUGGAUUUUUUCCCUGUGCGGCCACCUUGCUUCUGUCAUCAGAUCGGCUGCAAAUCCUAUUUUCGCUUUUUUUUCUCCUUUCCAAAGCACCGUUGACGCCAUUUUCCUCGGGGUUUUCUGUCACAAAAUAUAUACAUACAUUCUGGCACCGCUUGACAGCUCCCCGGGAGGCUGUCAUCCCAUCCGUCGCUUGUGUAAAGUGUGUCUAAAUGGAUUGUAAAUGAUCUUGAUAAAAUAUUUACACGUUCGAGCCGAGUGUGUGACAACAUUAGACAUGGACUGUCCCUGGCUUCGCUGUGUUCCUGUGGGGCAAUCAACCCAACCCCAGUAGCUGAUUGACAACAGCCAACCAGCCUGACAGACUACUGUUCUCUAUCUUCCUAUUGGCUGGCCACAGCUUCCCCCAUCCUGACUGGCUCUGGCGGGAGCGUGGAUGGAGCCAAGGGAUCUGGUUGGCUUGGCCCGACCCAAAGAGGCGGAGUUACAGGGAGGCAGGGUGGGGCCAAAUGAAGAGCACCAGCAAGGAGCAGGGGGCAUCGGUUUGGCGCACGGUGAUGAUGUGAUUAACGGUGCCAUCAGCGAAGGGGAGGGUCUAGAGGAGCAGGGGGAGGGGCUUCUGGAGGAGCAGGAGUUUUCCAUCAAGGAAGCGAGUUUCCAGGAAGGAAGUCUAAAGCUGAAGAUCCAGACCACCAAGCGCACCAAGAAGCCCCCCAAGAACCUUGAGAACUACAUUUGCCCACCAGAGAUCAGGAUGACCAUCAGACCGCCAGUUGGAGAGGGUAAAGGGGGGCGGCAGGGACGAACAGGAGGCGGCACAGGAGCAGGGCGAGGCCAGAAAGACGAAGAACGCGGACCCCCCAGAAAAAGGACAUACGAGCGCCAGUUCAGAAUGCCUGAGCAGAGAGAGGGAGGCCUGCUGCAACUACUGGGAGAUCACACUCUGCCCAAACACCAGCUUCGCAGCACCCUCCUUCCUGCACACACACUCUCACACACACAGCAAACACAGCACACCCUUACGCAACAAUUCCAACACACUCAUGCACACCAAAUCAAUCCAGACUGGAUCGCAUCUACAGCACCUUCUGCAUCUCCGGCCAAUCCUGCAGAUUCUGAGCCAGCAGGAGCUAGUAGGAGCUCUUUGCUCGAUCCAACCCAACCUUUCUCACGAACAGCGACACAAAGCCCCUCACCUCAGAGAUCCCUGACUCCAGACCUGCAGUUGCCAGUGGUUACCGAUGCCAGUAUUCUCAACCUGACCUCUUUAAGCAGGGGGAGGGGUUUGCAAGAGGUCAGUGAACAGCUCUUUGGGAACAUCAAGAGGAAGUACGGCAGGAAGGACUCCCAGAGGAUGCUCUGUAAUCCCCACAGUGCUGAUACACCUUGGGGAAGACAGCCAGAGAAAGGAUCGGAGAGCCCAAGUAAUUCAGAGGAGAGGCAGAAGUACAGGCAAGAGGAGACAGCUGAGCGGUUCCAUGAAGAAAGAGAAGAAAGGAGAAAAGAGGAAAGAGAGCGAGUAAAUGCUGGGAGGAGAGGAGAUGAAGAAGACAGAGGGAUGCCCAUGCUGACAGAGGAAGGGAAAGGAAGAAAGAGACGGAGGAGGCCUUCUUUCGACGAGUCAUUUUCUUCAGAGGAGCAAUCACAGCAACGGCAGGACUCUGACACUACAGAGAAGCACCAGCCUGGGCCCCCAGAGCCCAAAGUAGCACAUAAGAUGGACACUCACAAAAAUGAUUCUCGACUCACAAGUCAGGCAGAUGUCAGUAGAGAGAGGAUAGAGAAAGCAGAGAGAGCAGAAAAAGGCGAUAAAAGAGAAAAAGGAGAGAGGGUAGACAGGGCAGAAAGAGGAGAGACAGUUACAAGUUUGUCUGACCCAGAGUCAGCUCUGAGUGCAAACAGAAUGAGAAAGAACCCUGUGGGCCGUCCUAGGAUCAGCACAGACACCCUUAAACACAGAGAGCCUACUCACAAUCAUGUCAACAAAUCCAAUCUUAACACAAACCCCAGACUCCCUAGCCCAAACCCCAGCCCCAGCCCCAGGGGCAGCAUCAGUCCUAGUCCCAGCCCUAAACCCAGGGCUAACAUUAGCCCCGGUCCAAGUCCUAGACCCAGGGUGGCCAUGAGUCCUAGUCCCAGCCACAGCACCAGCUCCACAGCCAGUUCCAGACCAACCAAGGCCAAGGACAGAUGGUCCUACCUGAAAGCUAAAAGCCAUGCCAGCCUCACAUCACCGCAGAGAGACAACCGGGGUAGCCCCUCGACCUUAGCUGACCCACCUUCAGCCUUCCCCAUCACCCCAUCUAGUCCCCUCUACACCAACACUGACAGUCUGACCGUCCACACACCCAUUAAGAGAAAACGAGGACGCCCCAAGAAACAGCCACUCCUAACAGUGGAGACCAUCCAUGAGGGCACCUCCACCUCACCUCCAAGCCCACUGGCACAGGAAACCUCUGCAGGGCUAAACCGUAGGAGAAAGACACAUACACUAAACACAUUAGUGCAAAUGGCCUCCACGACAACCAACGCCAAUUCUAGCAGUCUGAAACUAAAGCGUGGCAGGGGCCAUCCCAGGUCAGUGAAUAAGAUGAAGCUUGGGAAAAUGCAGAGCAUCCUAAAUGAGAUCCUAUCAGGUUCCAGUCAGAACGGCACUCUGGCUCUGAAGUCCUCUUCUGCCCCCGUUACCUCAGCUAUGAGCGCCAUGGCGUCUACCAUUGAGGCUCGGCUGGGGAAACAGAUAAAUGUCAGCAAGAGAGGAACCAUCUACAUUGGUAAGAAGAGAGGGCGUAAACCCAGGGCAGAGACCCAAGGCUCCAACCCUCCCAAAACCACUAGGGACAAGCCUCCCCUGUCUGUCUCCACAUCCAGUCUCUAUGAGAGCCCUGCAGUGCCUUACACCACCUUGUCUCCCAGCUCCAGUGCUCCAUCCAUAAGAUCCAGCCACUCUGAUGCCACGAUGCCCAGUUUGCAGCCCAUCUCAGUUCUGCCCUCUAAGCCACCAGGCAGGGGCUUCCUCUCUGGGGGAUGGAAACUAUCUCCUCCACGCCUUCUGGCUAAUUCACCUUCCCACCUGUCAGAGGGGGCAUCAGUGAAGGAGGUGACCCUGUCCCCCAUCAGUGAGUCCCACAGUGAGGAGACGAUUCCCAGUGACAGUGGGAUUGGGACAGACAACAACAGCACCUCAGAUCAAACUGAGAAAGGGCCUGCCUCUCGACGCAGGUACUCAUUUGAUCUGUGUGGGUUUGAAGCUGCAGAAGCAGCCGCUCUGGAAGCAUCCAACAGGGGCAGCAGAACACGCUGUGAACGGCAAGUAACUGCGGUUGACAACUUCCUGUCACAGCAGGAAAAGAAGCAAAAACAUCGGCGAAAGAGGAAGUGCCUACAGAGCCGGGAUCAUCUUCAUUUUCUCUCAGAACUGGAGGAGGUUGUGUUAAAGCUCCAGCAGCUACGAGUGUCUCACAGACGAUACACCUGCUUCCCCCAGCAACCAUAUCCCUCCAUUUUCCGCCUCAACUUCCAUCAUUACUACCCUGUUACCUACGACUCCUACCCCUGUGACUCCAGCUCAUACCUUCGCAGGAGUGCCGAUCUGAAGGCUAAGAGGAGACGUGGCCGUCCAGCCAAAGCCAGUGAACCAAUCACAUCAAAGCUGCCUUUUGUUCAAGGAUAUGGUUAUCCGCUGGCUGGGGGAAAUUACUAUGCAGCACCGUAUGCGAUGCCUUACGCACCUCCUCUGAGUCUGGGCUACUUUCCCCCUGCUCCCCCAUUUUACCUGCCACAUCACUCAUUAGGACCUGCACCUCCAUCUCCCUUCAUGAGGCCUGCAGUCCCCCCUCCCAAGGCUUUCCACUCCAGUGGACUCCAGCCAGGGGCCAAGCUUCGCAGUGCUAGUGGCACACUUCAGGGGCCCUCUGUAAGAGGAGAGGGCCUGGGAUCCCUGGGAAGUGGCAGUACAGGUGGUCUUGCAGGGGUUCGCCUCCAUAAGAGGAAGCACAAGCACAAACAUAAGCACAAGGAUGAACCCCUCCUUUCACUGCGAGACCGGCAGGAGUUGGGUGGGCUCUUCAGUGGAGCUAAGGCCAAUGCACGUCUAAGCACGCUGAGUGACAGGAGGGACUUGGCCAGUCAGGGCUCUUCAAAGCAUCUGGAGAAGCAGAGGGGCAAUGGUAGAGGCUCAAGCCUGGGAUCCAGCUUAGGGAUGUUUGAGUCGGACCAGCUGUCCACACACUCUCUUGCUGACAGCCAGUUCCACUCCCGUCAGACUCGACAGCCAAUAAACAGCUUCAUGAGCAGCUACAGUAGCCAAUCGCAGCGGUCGGAGCCAGCUUCUGACCUGUUUUUGGGGUCACGGGAGGACGAGUGUGGUGGGAGGAGCAGGAAGGCGAGGCUCACUGUGUUUGGAGAUCAGGGCUUAAUGUCAUUCCAAACUGCCAGACAGGAGCCAGGACAGAUGAACAAGUGCUCAAGUCCCUCCCUUACUGGUGUUCCCAGUAAGCGGAGGUAUAAACGACGCGAGGUGGAACAGAUCCAAAAGGACGUGAGGAGGAUGCAUUCUUUGAACUUUGAGCAUGUGCAGAAGAUCCUCCGUGCCAAGCGCCUGCAGCGACAAGCCAAAACAGGAAACAAUGUCAUUAAAAGACGGCCUGGACGGCCCCGAAAACAACCCAUAGAGGAAUCAGAGCCGACCAACAGCAGGGAGGAAAAUCGGGCUGAUGGUCGGGGUUUGGACAUGUUGGCCAGUAGGAAAGGUGAUGGGAGGACUCUUGGGAUGCCUGUCCUGGAGAGGUGUGAUGACCUGCCAGGUAGACAGAGCCUCAGGCCAAGCUUGACCCCCGAUCCUCUGGAGUUCUCAAAUCACGAUUCCAUCUCAGCAACAAUUGAGACUGUGGUGCAUCAAGCGCGGUCUGUGCCUCCACUGGCCAAAGGGGGGAAACGCAGAGGCAGGGGCCACAACAGGGACGAGUUAUGGGCUCCUUCCAGUCAAUAGACCUGCAGAAGAGAGCAACUCCGUAACCGAACGGAGAGCAGUUACUGGAGUCAGUGCUGUUUCAAGCCUGUCAGAUGCAGCACCCUUAAUUCUGGGACUCCUUGGUGCACUUUGACUUGUUUCUCCUCUCUGAGGACUACAGUGGGUCAGUGGGAGAGCAAGAGGAGGGAACGCUUAGGUGUUAUCCUUCUCUUUGCCAAACCCAACCAGACAUGAGCCUUUCAAGGAUUCAGUGGACCUUCAUUUACAAUGGCACUAUAUGGUACUAUUUGAUACUGAAUCUGAUGCUAUAAAAGUGUGUGGUACUUAUGAUAGUGUAGGAUAUUAUGUGAUUCUUUAUGUAUCUGAUACAGUGAUGUGUAUGGUACUUUAUGAUACUGUAUCUGAAUGUGGCUUUAGCCAUAUAUUUACCAGCAAGGGGAGGGGGAAUGGUUAAUAUUAAACUGUGCAGCUCUGCUUAUUUUUGCCUUUCUGAGGAAGCUUGUCAAAGACAUGGGGUGAUACGGCAGUUAUUAAGCCACCUUACCCUAUUACAUAUCCCUGUUCCUUGCUCCCACCCUCAUUUGUAUCUUCCUUGUUUUCUUGUUCUCUCUGAGGAGUAAUGAUACUUGCUGGCAGCUCCUAAUCCCUGGUCCCCCUCCCUGCUCAACACUCACCCCAAUUCUCUAGCCCUCCCUGGUGCCUGCCGCUCAACUUCAUCUCCCUUUGUCCUCUCAUCUACUUCCAAUCAUGUUUUACAUCUCCUAUUGCUUGUGCUCCGUCAGCCUACCCCCAGUUUCAUUUAUUUCUCCUUCCCUGCUCAGGCCUGUCCUGAGCAGUGACUUAAAGGCAAUAUGGUGGAAGAGUGUCCUAGACUGUACAUAGAAACAAAGUCCACUGUUUCUGCCUUGUUCAAUGAGAAACCAGCUCAUUAACAUCUACUGGCAUACAGUAUAUCAAAUAGAAUUGUUAUACCAUAGACAAUGAAAGUUAUUGUAUUGUUUUAUAACCAAAAACAGACAUGGGUUCGACUCAAGACAAGUUUGUUUUCAGAUGGAAAGAAACACAUAUAUUCAUUCAUACACUCAUUAUUGUGUUUAUAUCCAGGGGCAUUGCAUACAGGAGGAAUAUCAGGUGUGUUUUUGGUAAACCUUAAAAUUGGUUUAAUGCACUAUGAAAACCAUACACUUGCAUCAAUCAAAUGCAGCACUUAACAUGCUUGUUCCAGCCUUAUGUUUUGGCCUUUGAUGGUGUGGAUAUCCAUUCCAGAAAGCAUGCAUUAUUUUAAUCAAUUUGUAUAUGCAGGCUGCGCGGCCAAAAGCGUCAAACCGAAGCCCAAGUCUGAAUCAUGAUCAGACACUUCAGCUGAAGAGGGUUCACAGUCAGUGUUUUGAAAAGCUAAUCCCAGUGUUUCUACUUACCAUGAUUAAAAAAAAGUAAAUCCAGUAUUUAGAUUUAGAAACCAAAGUCUCAGUAUUCAGUGUAAGGAUGUAUAAUUUAAAAGAAUCUAAAUCAGAGUUUAACAAACUCUCCACCAUGUUGGCACCAAUGUAAAGCAUUCCCAUGUGCACUCUAGAAUGUAGCCAUCUUGGAUUUUAUGUGUCAAUGUGUUAAGCCUUUGUUAAACUCUAUCUACAGUAUAUGUGGCUUUGGGUAGUGGUCGGUAAUUUCUCAAAUAAGUAUUUCAGAAUAUAAGCAAUGGAUCAGUAUUUCUUUGGCAACUUUGUUCAAGUUUUGUUUCAGGAGAUUCUGUCUUCUUUGGGUUGGGUGGGAUUCUCAGUUGCAGCAGUUCAACUUGUGCCUUAUGUUUCUUUCUCUCACCAAUUACAUUUGACCUGAGAAAUAUCAAGUGGCAAAGAGAGCCCAAUAAAUUUACCCAAAAUAGUCAUGAUUGUGCAUAUAAUGCAUGUGUCUCAGUCAUCAGAACCCUGACACUGCCUGUGUCCCUUCACAGCUUCCAUAGUCAGCAUCCUCUGUCACCGAGCAUAAGUCUGUCUCCUAGCUUCCUCCUAGUUUUCUGACCCAUAUCAUCAUAACAGAACUAGAAGGGCUGGACUGAUGAUUAUAAUAAUAUGAUAUUAAUGUAUUAAAUACACAUCUUGUACUUGCCUACGUACUGCUUUACAGCAUGGGUGGGAACCGAAAGGUCCACUUUAACAGAUGUGUUUCUAUUCAGAGAUAUUGAUUGUGCUCAAUGUUCUAGAUAUAAGCGAAAGAUCAUUUACUUUGCCCGGUAUUUAACCAGUUAUUUACAACAUAUGAUGUAGGUUAUGUACUUGGCAAAGCAGGAACAGAGGAGGUUGUCAUGGAAACCACGUUCUCGUAUAUAGUUGUUUGCUAUGCAUCAGGCCAUGCCUGGCAAUGACCUUAAAAGGAAUUUCUGUUCUGUGUCCACCCUUCGACAAAGAGAAACAAGUGGUCUUAUUUACUGAAUAAAAUGAAUUCAUGUAACCAGAAUUGUGAAUAAUACCAGUAAUAAUUUGUAAUAAGUUGUGCAGAAAGUGACUAUCAUUUCAUGAAAACUAUAGUUACUGCAGCUCUAUGCAGUACAGCCUUAACCAGAUGUAAACUACAGUAUUGAAGUGUUUGUUGUAAAUAGUGUUAGUAUGUCUAUUCUGCAUGGAUACCGGUUGGGCUCGGCUAUGCUGGGACUAUCUGCUAAAACCACAGUAGACCUUCUCUCUCUAUUAAGACUGCUCAAGACCCAAGAAAAUAUGCAGAAGUUACCACCCUAAUUGAUUUUACUAUUUGACAAAUUCUGCUGUACAGUGACAGUCAUCGUUCCAGUCCGUUAAAACACAGAAUGCUAAAAUAAUUUGCCUUAUCAAACCUUUAAAAUUCUUGGAGGAUACAAACCCCACUGUAGUGUACUCGACCAAAAAUAGGAAUCCCUGCUGACUUGCAGCUAUUUUGCCUGCAGCCAGUUGGGGCAGUGCAGAAGAGUAAGCAAGGGGGUUGUGUGUAGGGGGAGUUCUCAGAGGAAAUAGCCAAAAAUACACUCGUCCUAACGUUAGUGUGCUUAACCUUGCUUUGCUAGAUAACAUUUGGUGGGUCUGCAGUCUGUUGUGAUGAAGAUGAGGUCUAGAUAUGUGGUCCGUGAGGUGUAGAGACUAUACGCUUGGCAGCUUACUCCUCCAUACUGUGGUCAGUCAGUGGUCUCUGAUGUAAGAGUUAAAGACCCCAGGUGUUGUCUGUCCUGUCUGUCUCUCCUACCAGCCAAUGCUCCGGUGCCUUCUAACACUGACAAGUAUUGUCCUAAUCCAGAGCUUUCACUCUACACAGAGACUGCAGAGGGGAUGUGGCUGUGAAUAGGGUUCAAGGUCACUGUUGUAUUGUAUUUAACAGCCAACCAGAGCCAGUGGCUACAGGAGGAUCCAAAGCACUGAUGUAAGGAUCUUAUACCUUGUCUUUGGUCCUAGAAUCAAGGGCAGUGCAGCAGUGUUUGACCUUAAAUCAGUGGUUGGGAUGUAUUUACUGUAGUCCACACUUACCAGUUCACUACAGCAAUUAGGAUGGGAUAUAAUGGCACCUAAAUUUUGAUCACCCUCCAUUCCCUUUGUAGCAUGCUACACAUGGAGUGAGGGGUCACAUGAGACAGAGCCUCAUAAAUGUACAUGUAUUCAUCCUCACAGCAUCCGUUACAGUUCUAAGCUAUAAUGUUGUUCAAAGCUGAAAUUGCAGAUGAUGCAUUGAGAAAACCAAUAAAUGUACUUCUUUAGAGCACAAAGUGAGCUCUUCUAACAGUGUGGGCAUAUUUUAGUUUGUAUACAUAGUGUAUUUGAACCUUUUUCUAGAGUGGGUUUCCUUUAUUUGCAUGCUCAACUUGAUUGUAUGCAUAAAUAUUUUAGAAAAGCCGAAAGAUGAAUUUCAAUUGAAUUUGGAGCAAGACUUGUACAUUGUUUGAUAUUUUUCUUUUUGUAAUGAAUUUUUUAAUUCAUGAAGCAUUUUUGUACAUUGUAUGAAUAUUAAAAACUGCAAAUAUUUGACAUAUAGAGUAAAUACUAGAUGCGCAUGCAUAUGCAUAUAUCCUUCACAGUAUGUAUGUGUAAAUGUACACAUAUAUUUUGUAUUUGCAUUUGCUGGUAUACAGAUAUAUGUCUUAAGCACAUAUAUACAUGCAAUAUAUAUGUAUAUCCAUGUCCGCUGGCAUGCUUUUGGUCAUGUUUAUCUUUCAUGAUCUUGUAGGUUCAUUUUUUGUUUUUUAUUUCUCUUUCCUCAGAAAGAAAAGCUCAUUCUUUUGCUACCCUUCUGUUGGCUGGCAGUGUUGAGCACUUAUUAAGAAGAACUACAGUUGAAGUUGUUCAUGUUAUCCAUUGUGUGAAAUAAUAAAUGACUUUAUUGACAUCUGA
Messenger RNA from Micropterus dolomieu (smallmouth bass), 9812 nucleotides. RefSeq names its product SET binding protein 1 (gene setbp1). Bases 931 to 5484 code for a protein of 1517 amino acids. NCBI's taxonomy places the organism in Eukaryota, Metazoa, Chordata, Actinopteri, Centrarchiformes, Centrarchidae. Gene Ontology annotation, molecular function: DNA binding. The record is from RefSeq and is a predicted model, not a curated record. The transcript is spliced from 7 exons.